UACGGUCGCAGUAACAAGAUGGUUGGUCCCAGAAUUGCUCCCGUCUUGCCACACUUAGCAGCAUACGACUUUGGCGAUGCCGACUCAGGAUCAGACAUCCUGGGAAAGCAAAUCGAACUGGAAGCCGGAAACGAUAUUCAGUACAGAACUUGCAGCUGGCAGAAAACUGCAGCGUUGCUCUUCUCCGAGUACAUUUGUUUGGCUAUUAUGUCAUUUCCAUACUCCUAUUCCGUUCUGGGCCUUGUACCUGGCAUCAUCCUGACAGCUGUUGUCGCCGCAUUGGUUCUGUACACUUCACUUGUUCUGUGGGAAUUCUGUCUGCGCCAUCCGGAGGUCCGCGACGUUUGUGAUAUCGGGCAGAUGUUGUUCUGGGGGAAGAAGUUUGCUUGGUAUUCCACUGCAGUCAUGUUCAUUUUGAACAAUACCUUCAUCCAAGGCUUGCAUGUGCUUGUCAGCGCCAAAUAUCUCAACACGAUCACCAACCAUAGCCAGUGUACCGUGGUUUUCGCGAUCAUUGCUACCAUAAUCUGCUGGUUUUGCUCCCUUCCUAGAACUUUUAGCGCUCUUUCGAAACUUGGCACAGCAUCUGCGUUCUUCACCUUCAUCUCUGUAUUACUUGCAGCCAUAUUUGCAGGCAUUGAAGCCCACCCACAGGGAUACAAUCUUGAUCCAAACUACGUAAACCCAGUAACUGGAAUUCACGGUGGAGAGCCAAUUGUGACGGCAAUCCCUAUCAAAGGUACAACCUUCGUGGCAGGAAUGAAUGCUUUCUUGAAUAUCAGCUAUACUUUCAUUGGCCAAAUUACUCUUCCUAGCUUCAUCGCCGAGAUGAAGGACCCCAGAGAUUUUCCCAAAGCUCUUUGGGCUGUCACGAUUGCCGAAAUUAUCCUUUUCAGCCUUGUAGGAGGCAUUGUCUAUGGAUAUACUGGAAACCAGUAUAACACUUCUCCCGCUUUUGGAUCACUUGGCAAUGAGGUUUUCAAAAAGGUGUCAUUUUCCUUCAUGAUUCCCACAUUGAUCUUCCUUGGAGUCCUCUAUUCAUCUGUAUCAGCCAGAUUCGUGUUUUUCCGCGUUUUCGAGGGUACAAGACAUAAGACUCAACAUACCGUCGUUGGGUGGGCAUCUUGGGGUGGAAUACUGGCUGCAACUUGGCUUGGAGCUUUCAUCAUCGCAGAAGCCAUUCCGUUCUUCUCUGACUUAUUGUCUUUGAUGUCCUCCCUCUUUGACUCCCUCUUUGGAUUCGUCUUCUGGGGGGUGGCGUAUAUCAGAAUGAGGAGAGUUGAUGGUGGUGUCAAUUGGCUCCACGAACAAUCUGUAUAUGGAUACACAAUGUUGGCACUGAACGUCGUCAUCAUUCUUAUUGGAGUGUUCUUCCUGGGGGCUGGCACAUAUACCAGUGUGCAGAGUAUUAUUGACAGCUAUGACCAAGGACUUGUCGGGGGCAUCUUCACCUGCAAGAACAACGGCAUAUGAAAGCAGAGUAUUGAUGUUGCUCUCUCAAAAGUAUGUACAUAAGAUAGCUCCGCGAACUUUGAAGAUGUCACAACCGGAUCCAAAAUAAUGACCGAUUCACACUACUUUUGACCCUGCCAGAAUGGAAAAAUCAUCGAAGAGGCAUGGACAAAUCCCAGACGAAUUGUUGCAGGGAGUUCCAUGCGGUUUUAGCUCUGGUGGAAGACAGUUAGACAAAGGAAGAUAUCAAGAGAUGUUGAUCUCAGUGGGCACCGGAAGCCCGGCUGGCUCCUAGUAUGCAAAAAGAUACAAUCGUGAAAAUGGUGUGAAAUUUCAGGUCGGAACGGAAGUCUAUGGUCAAAAGUUCCUGUGUCAAACCCUUGUAAGCUCUAACCUCGAACUCGG
This is a messenger RNA of Hyaloscypha bicolor E, 1857 nucleotides long. RefSeq names its product amino acid transporter. Gene Ontology annotation, biological process: amino acid transmembrane transport. Bases 19 to 1473 code for a protein of 484 amino acids. The transcript has 5 exons. Gene Ontology annotation, cellular component: vacuolar membrane. Lineage: Eukaryota; Fungi; Ascomycota; Leotiomycetes; Helotiales; Hyaloscyphaceae. The record is from RefSeq and is a predicted model, not a curated record. Gene Ontology annotation, molecular function: amino acid transmembrane transporter activity.